AUGACCGUUGACCAUUUAGCCACGAAGUGUGGGAGUAUGCUUUACCAUAAUUAUGAAUGGAGCCAUAACGAGGUGGCGAGGUCUCUUCAUCUUUUGUUAUGCAAUAAGUAUGACUUGACGCAGUCCAGAAAGUUGCAAACUCAUCGAAUUCAAUCGGUGCGUGAGAAUUCAAACGUGUGCAUUAAGGUGGUCUACGAUAAAGUUGCCGAGGCGAUCGUUAUCGUGAAAGUAUGCAUCAUGUACCUAGAUCGUUUGAAGACUGUGGAAGUGGAGAAGCGGAAGAACUAUGACCUUCUUCCAAACGAGCUAUGA
Molecule: messenger RNA, 312 nt
Organism: Octopus sinensis (East Asian common octopus)
Lineage: Eukaryota; Metazoa; Mollusca; Cephalopoda; Octopoda; Octopodidae
Exons: 1
Coding region: 1-312 (103 amino acids)
Source: RefSeq, a predicted model, not a curated record